This is a messenger RNA of Oryza brachyantha (malo sina), 2776 nucleotides long. Its product is annotated as G-type lectin S-receptor-like serine/threonine-protein kinase At5g35370. Gene Ontology annotation, molecular function: ATP binding; protein serine/threonine kinase activity. NCBI's taxonomy places the organism in Eukaryota, Viridiplantae, Streptophyta, Magnoliopsida, Poales, Poaceae. The coding region runs from base 1 to 2529 and encodes 842 amino acids. The record is from RefSeq and is a predicted model, not a curated record. Gene Ontology annotation, biological process: protein phosphorylation. The transcript is spliced from 2 exons.
AUGGUGAUGGCAGGUGUCCUCCUCCUCCUCCUCCUCCUCCGCCUUGUGCUAGCUGCAGCAGCUCGCGAGGUGCCCGUGGAGUUCCUCCCCGUCUGGACCGCCACCGCCGGCACCACCAUCCUCCAGUAUACCGUCCUCUCCCUCACCGCCCAGGGCCUCGCCCUCUCCGACCCCGCCGACGCCACCACCCCCGCCUGGGCCACCCCGCCCCUCCGCUCCCCCGUCGCCGCGCUCCGCCUCCUCGACACCGGCGACCUCCUCCUCCUCGACGCUGCCAACGCCACGCUCUGGUCCUCCUUCGACCGUCCCACCGACACCCUGCUCCCCGGCCAGGCCCUUCUCGCCGGCGUGCCACUCACGUCCGCCGCCUCCGACCAGGACCUCAACCCGGGCGCCUACCGCCUCCUGCUCACCGCCGGUGACGCGCUGCUGCAGUGGGCGACCACCAACAAUGGCUCCUUCCUCACCUACUGGGCGCUCUCAACCGACCCCAACUCUGUGCAGGACUCCAGCGACGCCGUCCACUCCAUGACGGCCAACUCCUCGGGCCUCUACCUCCUCGCCGCCAACGGAAGGGACACCGUCUUCCGCCUGCGCUUCCCGUCGCCGCCGACAAACGGUGAGCCCCGCCUCCUCAAGCUGGACCUUUCCGGCCGCCUCCGCGCGCUCAGCAUGGCCUACUCCGCAACGACAUCGCCGCGCGUGAUGCUCCCGACCGUCUGGGCCGCGCCGCUCGACGGCUGCGACCUCCCGCUGGCCUGCCGGUCCCUCGGCCUCUGCACGCCCGGCACCAACGGCUCCUCCUGCUCCUGCCCCGACGCUUUCAGCACCUACUCCGGCGGCGGGUGCUCGCCGGCGGAUGGCUCGCCGCUGCCAGGAGCGGACACCUGCGCUGCCGCCGCCAGCAGUGCGCCGCCUAAUUUCAACUACAUGAGCCUCCGUGUAGGCGAGGGGAUCGGCUACUUCGCCAACAAGUUCGCGUCGCCGGACACCUCCGGCGUGGAGCUCCCGGCGUGCCGCGACCUCUGCUCGGCCAACUGCUCCUGCCUCGGCUUCUUCUACAGGAACUCCUCCAAGUCGUGCUUCCUACUGCAGAACCAGAUCGGCUCCCUGCUCCGCGGCGACAAUAGCGCCGCCGUGGGCUUCAUCAAGACGUUGCCGCCGGCCUCGCGCCACCAGGACGGCAGCAAGAGCUCGUCACUCAGCUUCAUAACCAUCGUGUUCGGCAUCGCGCUACCAACCGUGGCAGCCGUGCUCAUCGGCUUCCUCGUGUACGUCAUGGGCUCGCAGUGGGUCAAGCGCCGGCAGGUCGGCAAGAAGCCAGUCGGCAACCGCAGCUGGUUCAAGCUUCCGAUGCUGUCGUCGCAGCAGGCGUCGUCGGUCAGCGAGGGCCAGGGAGACGACGACGGCGACGAGGUCCUGAUCCCCGGCUUGCCGGCGAGGUUCACGUACGCGGAGCUGGAGGAGGCGACGGAGGGGUUCAAGUCGCAGAUCGGGUCAGGCGGGUUCGGGUGCGUGUACAGGGGCGAGCUCCCGGAGGCAGACCGGAGCGCGGUGGCGGUGAAGCGGAUGAACAACCUGGGAUCGCAGGGGCGGCGAGAGUUCCUGACGGAGAUGGCGGUGAUCGGCAACGUGCACCACGUGAACCUCGUGAAACUGCGUGGCUUCUGCGCGGAGGGCGCGCGGCAGCUGCUGGUGUACGAGUACAUGAACCGCGGGUCGCUGGACCAAUGCCUCUUCCGCGCCGGCGCCGCCACGCUGGAGUGGCCGGAGCGGAUGGGCGUGUGCGUGGGCGCGGCGCGCGGGCUGGCCUACCUGCACGCCGGUUGCGCCCGCAAGAUCCUCCACUGCGACGUGAAGCCGGAGAACAUCCUGCUCGACGACCGCGGCGGCGUCAAGAUCGCCGACUUCGGGCUGGCGAAGCUGAUGAGCCCGGAGCAGUCGGGGCUGUUCACGACGAUGCGCGGCACGCGUGGGUACCUGGCGCCGGAGUGGCUGACCAACGCGCCCAUCACUGACAAGGCCGACGUCUACAGCUUUGGCAUGGUGCUGCUUGAGAUCGUGCGCGGCAGGAAGAACUGCAGGGGGGACCUGCAGCGGCAGAGCUCGUCGCCGGGCAAGAGCAGCAGCGGCGAGGCGUCGUCGGAUGGUGGUGGCUACUUCCCGGCGCUGGCGCUGGAGAUGCACGAGCAAGGGCGGUACGAGGCGCUAGUGGACCAGCGGCUGGAGGGACGAGCCGACCUGUCGCAGGUGGCGCGGGUGGUGCGCGUGGCGCUGUGCUGCCUUCACGAGGACGCGGCGUUGCGGCCGGGCAUGACGACGGUGUCGGCCAUGCUCGACGGCACCAUGGACGCCGGAGUUCCCAGGACGGAGUUGCUCGGCUACCUGAGGUUGUACGGCCGCGGCCUGGUGGACGUCCGGUCCGGCGGGAAGGGCAAAGGAUCCGACUUUAGCACCGGCGCAGCGAGCAGCAGCAGCUGGGCGCCGACGUCGUGCGUGUCAGCGCAGCAGCUGUCGGGACCCAGAUGACACACACAUGCCGGAACCCCUCUUUCGUUUUACUAUUUCUUUUGGUUGGUCUUGUGUGAAUAGCAUCAGCAAGCAUUAUAGUACACUACACUACUCUCCAUAAAUUAAAGCAGAUGAUACUAUUAUUGUUGCAGGCAAAUUGCCGCACAUGAUUGAUCGCAGGUUGCAACCUGCAGCCCGCAGUCCGCUAACUAUCCCUCCAUUCAUUUUUCUUUAUAGCAUUUUUCCCAUGGUAUCUUUAGAUAAU